Molecule: messenger RNA, 693 nt
Organism: Corticium candelabrum
Lineage: Eukaryota; Metazoa; Porifera; Homoscleromorpha; Homosclerophorida; Plakinidae
Exons: 2
Coding region: 34-693 (219 amino acids)
Source: RefSeq, a predicted model, not a curated record
UGUUGCUCAACGUCUGACUACAUUCCGAUUAAUAUGGCGAAGGGUUAUGAGUUCAGCAUUUACAUCAAAUCGACGGAACCUAACAUGGUAAACUCAUUUGGUUUCUACGUUUACAAUAUAAACAAAAAAAGAAUUUUGAAUCCUAACUUAAAUGAUCCAUAUUUCAAGAAAAGCAGUAACGAUUUAUAUGUGUGGACCAAAUGGACGGGCUACAUUCUUCCUUACUACAUGUCUGACUCAAACAGUGACAGCCAACCGGAUUCUCAGUUCGACGAGACAAAUGGAGUAGAUUGGAAGUGGCCACGUAAUGCUAAAUAUGUUGCCCUAAGAUUUGGAUCGUGUGGUAGUGACAGUCAAAACUCAAAAACGGUCAUCGUUCGUAGGUUCGUUGAACUUGAUUCGCUUGAGCCACCUUUGGGUUCAACGGUUGUCGAUCCUGCAAAAAGUGUAGAUUCCCUACAUCACAAUAUUGCUAACGCUGCUGCUAUAGAUCGAACUACCACUGUACCUCCUAUUACACCUCCUACUGCACCUCCAGCUGUUACACCAGCUGUAGACAAGACGUGGUACAUUAAUCUCAGCUAUAGCGAACUCGAGGCUUCACGGCGUCCUGAACAUGUUGUUGUCCGGACCUUUAACAUAUCUGACUUCCGUGAAUGGGAUUCGAAACCAAACAGCACAAAAGGUAAUUAA